Molecule: messenger RNA, 327 nt
Organism: Oldenlandia corymbosa var. corymbosa
Lineage: Eukaryota; Viridiplantae; Streptophyta; Magnoliopsida; Gentianales; Rubiaceae
Source: the annotation of a GenBank genome assembly
AUGGUGGAAUCGCAAACCCCAGUUGCGGAAACCCUACUUGCGGAAACUCAAGUUGCGAAAACCCUAGUUGCGGAAGCUCAAGCUGCGGAAACCCCAACUGUGGAAGUUGUGCGCUCUGAGGGAUCUUCUUCUGGGUUGACUGAUAAGGAGAAGAGUGUUGUCAUUGUGGAUGUUCCAUCGGAGAUAGUCCUAGUCACAACGGUCUUCAAUAGCUUUGCAGCUUUGGCGACAAUCGAAGAGGCUGCGACUGAAGUAGUUGAUGGCGAUGGUGAGGAGCUUGUUGAAAAUGUGUAUAUUGAGGAUCCUCCACCUAGAAACCAAAUCUAG